CUAAAGGCCUUCGAUGAUGAAAUCAAUGCUUUUUUGGAUUAUAUGUUUGGGCCUCGAGAUUCCCGAGUCAGAGGGUGGUUCAUGUUGGACUCAUACCUGCCUACCUUUGUUCUUACUGUCAUAUAUUUGCUUUCAAUAUGGCUGGGUAACAAAUACAUGAAGAACAGACCUGCUUUUUCUCUCAGGGGAAUCCUCACCUUGUAUAAUCUUGGAAUCACACUUCUCUCCGCCUACAUGUUAGUAGAGCUCAUUCUCUCCAGUUGGGAAGGAGGCUACAACUUACAGUGUCAAGAUCUCACCAGCGCUGGGGAAGGCGAUAUCAGGGUAGCCAAGGUGCUAUGGUGGUACUACUUCUCCAAAUUAGUAGAGUUCCUGGACACAAUUUUCUUUGUUUUGCGAAAAAAGACAAAUCAGAUCACUUUCCUUCAUGUCUACCAUCAUGCCUCCAUGUUUAACAUCUGGUGGUGUGUCUUGAACUGGAUACCCUGUGGACAGAGUUUCUUUGGACCAACACUGAACAGCUUUAUCCACAUUCUAAUGUACUCCUAUUAUGGACUCUCUGUGUUUCCAUCCAUGCACAAGUACCUUUGGUGGAAGAAAUACCUCACACAGGCUCAGCUGGUGCAGUUCCUGCUCACCAUCACCCACACGCUGAGUGCCGUCGUGAAGCCCUGUGGCUUCCCCUUUGGUUGCCUCAUCUUCCAGUCCUCCUAUAUGAUGACACUAGUUGUCCUGUUCUUAAAUUUUUAUGUUCAGACAUACCGAAAAAAGCCAAUGAAAAAAGACAUGCAAGAGCUGCCUGCAGGAAAAGUCAGAAAUGGUUUUUCCAAAGCCUGCUUCGCUGAAGUGAAUGGAGUGAUAAGCAAGAAAGCCCAAUGA
Messenger RNA from Marmota flaviventris (yellow-bellied marmot), 879 nucleotides. RefSeq names its product ELOVL fatty acid elongase 2 (gene Elovl2). The record is from RefSeq and is a predicted model, not a curated record. Gene Ontology annotation, molecular function: fatty acid elongase activity. NCBI's taxonomy places the organism in Eukaryota, Metazoa, Chordata, Mammalia, Rodentia, Sciuridae. Gene Ontology annotation, biological process: fatty acid elongation, polyunsaturated fatty acid; fatty acid elongation, saturated fatty acid; sphingolipid biosynthetic process. Gene Ontology annotation, cellular component: endoplasmic reticulum membrane.